AUGAACACUUUAAAAACUCGCAUCACACACGUGUUGAACCAAACAAUUAUUAAUUCUACUACACAAAUUCCAACAACAACUAUCACUGAGCUCACUACAUCAUCACCAACAUCACCGAUCUAUGAUGCUGAAGGUGCAGCGAUUUAUAUUGCUGUUAUUCUGAUAUGGUAUUCAACUGGUUUAGCUAUGAUGCUAUUUUUACAAGUUCGUCCUCGUAACUACAAUCAUCAAUUUUCAUUCGAUAUGGAUCGAACGGAAAAAAAUCGAAAACAUUUACAUCCAUUCACAUACUAUAAAAAUUUUCAAGAAAAUAAUAAUACAAAACAAAUACUAAAUGAAUUAAAAGAUCCUGUUCGACGACAAAAGUUGUGGAAAAUAUAUUUUGGUGCAAAAACAAACGAACAUCCACAAUAUUAUCAGACAGUAACUGCUAUGGACAGCGUGACAAUUAAUCGUAUAAAACGAAAAUUAGCCGAUAUCCAUAAAACAAGUGAUGAUGGUACAUCAUCACCAGAUAUAAUUCCUACUUUUGAUUAUAAUACAACAUCUCCAGUGCGGCCAACUUUAACACCGGAUAUGAAUUUUUUAAAACGUUUCACAUCAUUCAGACGUAGUGCUUCGAAAACGCCAUCAAAUUGUCGCUCUCCUCCACCUCCAUUAAAAUUAAUUCGACGUCGAUCGCAAAAUGAUGUUCUGCUAGAAGCAUCUGAAUUGCAACCACUUACUAGUGUAAAUCAUCCUCUAGGAACAGAUAGUCUGAACCGUGAAAAUAGUCAAACAACAAACGAAAGUUCGGACACAACGAGUGAAACAAAUCGUUUAAGAAUAGCAUCUUCAAAUAAUCCAGAAAAAAAUGUUCAAUCUUUAACAAAUGCGUCAGCAACAGUUGUAACAGUCCAUGAGCCUCCAGUCAUAAAAGUAUCGUCUGCUACACCAUCUACAACAAAUAAUUCAUCGUGGUUUGGUAAAAAACGAAACAAUAACUUUUUUUCACGUUUUGUUAUUGAAAAAGUAUCCGAUACAAAUAAUUUAUCUACAUAA
Didymodactylos carnosus is the source of this 1041-nucleotide messenger RNA. The record is from the annotation of a GenBank genome assembly. NCBI's taxonomy places the organism in Eukaryota, Metazoa, Rotifera, Eurotatoria, Philodinida, Philodinidae.